Molecule: messenger RNA, 1099 nt
Organism: Rotaria sp. Silwood2
Lineage: Eukaryota; Metazoa; Rotifera; Eurotatoria; Philodinida; Philodinidae
Source: the annotation of a GenBank genome assembly
CAUCCACACCCACCCACACCCACACCUACACCCAAAGUAACAGCCUUUCGGUCUGCCCGUGCAUAACUCAGAUGCACCGUAACUGUGUAGUUGGAACGGUAAUACACUUCUGACAUCAAUAUUGAUAAUUUCUGAUGCAAAAUACGCACUUUGGGGAGGGGGCCGAGUUCAUCGAUUAACGCCCCCCGUCCUUUCAAAAUUUUUAGAUCAUACCAUACGACCUGUGUUUGAUGACAAAUGUAGUACAACAACUAUCAUUGAUAAUGCUUCUUUAAUUAGAGAACUUAACAAAUAUAUACAAAAAGGUCUUUUGAAACCGUCGACUCUUUUUUCUACGUUUGAUAUUCAUACUUUAUAUACAAUGUUACCACAAGAUGAAUCCCUUAAAAUAUUUGUUGAAUUUCUUGAAGUACAUGGAUAUACGAAAGUCAAAGAAAUUGAUCUUCAAACAAUAAGAGAAUUAGCUUAAACUGUACUACAAGAAAAUGUUUUUGCCUAUGAUAAAAAAAUCUAUAAAAAAAUUCUUGGUGGUGCUAUGAGUUCCUCUUUUACAUUAACACUAGCCAAUAUUUUUAUGUGGAAAUGGCAAAAAGAAUACGUUCGUCGACAAGAUAUGUCAGGUGAAUUUUAUGGCUGGUAAGUGUAAUACAAAUAGAACAUUACAUAUCAAAAAAAAGAAAAAGUUUUUCGAUAACAAUCUUUAUUAUAUCGAUGACGUUUUUAUGACAUGGAAUAAAUCUGAAAAAGAAUUAAUAAAACUAUUAGAGGACGCAAACCAUGGCAUCCAAAUAUUAAAUUAUAUUAUAAAAUUAGUAAAAGUCUUCCAUUUCUUGAUGUUCUUCUUACAAACAACAAUGAUAUUCUAUCAACAUCUGUAUAUCAUAAACCAGCUGCUGAAACUUAUGUUGCACCAUUUAUAUCUGAUCAUCCUCGACAUACGUUCAGAAAUGCUGUACAAACAGCUCUUCCACGAGCUGUAAGAUAUUCAUCCACAUUUGAAGCAUUCCAUACGGAACGACGCUACAUUAAACUAACUUUAUUAAAUAAUGGCUAUCCAUCAUCAUUUAUUGAGAAUGAAUUUCGAAAAUGUUUUCAUUAA